Terrapene triunguis (Three-toed box turtle) is the source of this 939-nucleotide messenger RNA. Its product is annotated as olfactory receptor 4D2-like. The record is from RefSeq and is a predicted model, not a curated record. Gene Ontology annotation, cellular component: membrane. The transcript has a single exon. Lineage: Eukaryota; Metazoa; Chordata; Testudines; Emydidae. Bases 1 to 939 code for a protein of 312 amino acids. Gene Ontology annotation, molecular function: olfactory receptor activity; G protein-coupled receptor activity. Gene Ontology annotation, biological process: G protein-coupled receptor signaling pathway.
AUGGAGCAGGAGAACCUCACCACCCCUGUGACAGAAUUUGUCCUCUUGGGUCUCACCCAGAGUUCUGAGCUGCAGCGAUUCCUCUUCAUUGUCUUCUCCAUAGUCUACCUGACAACCUGGCUGGGAAACUUCACCAUCAUCACCACCGUGAUAACUGACCGCCAGCUCCACACCCCCAUGUACUUCCUGCUGGCCAACUUGGCUUUCAUAGAUAUUAGUGACUCUACAGUCAGUGUGCCGAAGAUGCUCUCGGGUCUCCUCUCCCAGCGCAAAACCAUCUCCUUCAAUGAAUGCAUCCUCCAGAUGUUCUUCUUCCACUUCAUCGCUGGCGCUAUGGUAUUUUUACUUGCGGUGAUGGCCGCUGAUAGGUACGUGGCUAUCCAUAAACCAUUGCGAUACUUGACUAUCAUGAACCGGGGUGUGUGCAUGGGGCUAGUGGCUGGCACAUGGCUGGGUGGAUUGGCUCACUCUGCUAUUCAAAUUGGAAUGGUCCUCCAUCUACCGUUCUGUGGGCCGAACAUCCUGGACAAUUUCUACUGCGAUGUCCCACAAGUCGUGAAACUGGCCUGCACCGACACCCGCCUGUUCGAGCUGCUGAUAGUCUCCCACAAUGGGGUGAUUGUCAUAAUUAUCUUCAUUCUCCUGCUCAUUUCGUACACCAUCAUCUUAGUCAAGAUCGGGACACACCUCACGGAAGGGAAGCGCAAGGCUCUGUCCACCUGCGCAACCCAGAUCAUGGUGGUGUGUUUAAUAUUCGUACCCUGCAUCUUCAUCUAUGCCCGUCCCUUCCAGAAAUUCCCUAUGGACAAGGUGGUCUCGGUCCUUUACACUGUAAUCCCCCCAAUGCUGAACCCGAUGAUCUACACGCUGAGGAAUGCCGAGAUGAAGAAGGCCAUCAGGAGACUGAUGAGCAGAAUGCUCUUCUGGGGAGAAAAAUAA